Phialemonium atrogriseum is the source of this 1075-nucleotide messenger RNA. RefSeq lists its product as uncharacterized. Lineage: Eukaryota; Fungi; Ascomycota; Sordariomycetes; Cephalothecales; Cephalothecaceae. Bases 341 to 955 code for a protein of 204 amino acids. The transcript has a single exon. The record is from RefSeq and is a predicted model, not a curated record.
GUGGGUGGAGUGAGGGAGAAUAGCGUAUCCCGCACACGCAGUUUGGCCUGAGAAAAUACAGCAGAACUUGCAUACGUAGUACGGAAUAGUACCAAUGUAGAUAGAUAGAUUAAGAAAUCUGAUAAGGCCCUUAACCUCCAACUUGGGAACUAGCCUUUCCACACCACCUUGUCUAAGGAGAUAGAGGUGGAAAACGCUAGCCGACAGAUACUGUCUAUCAUGACAGCCCAAGCUAUCUACAUUGCACCCCCAAAAAGAGAGAGGAAGUUCAUUGGGGUUCUGAAUGGCGCCUCCCAUCUAGAGAUUCCAGACAGGGCAGGUGGGGUGACGGGAAGGUGGAAUGGAAACAACCCCACCAUUCUUGGCACAGUCCCCACCAGUCGGGCUGAAAAAAAUUAUUGCCCACAGACCCUUUGCUAGAGCGGGUACAUUGGAUGUUCAUGUUUGUCGAGGGCUGAAAUAUUCAAAGUUCCAUGUUAAGUCAAACCACCAUCCCCUAGGACCCGGUAUGGGGUUAGAUUCCUGUAUGAGUCAAGCACAGCUGCUGCACAAGGCGGUCAAGUCGUCCAUCACAUCUUAUUAUGUUCUUCCCCUAUUCUUCCCGCCUCGUUUGGGUCUCUUUUUGACCGGGACGGGAUAUCAAAGCAUAUCAGCCAAUCAACCCCCCACAACUGAGGGCAUGGUGGUAACGGUUAUUCAUCCAGUUCCACGACAGCUCCUUGUUGCCUACCAAAGUACAUCAUCUCUGAGAUGGCUACCACCCUUGCUCAGUUUCCUCUUGCCUGUCUCUACCCCAACCGAAACAAGUCCUGUCAGACACGGACUACCUCUCACAUUCUCCCCCUUGGCCGAUGGCCGGCCAUUGCGCCCCUGCUCUUUUGUCAGUAAAAUGUGCCCCACACUAGCCGCCAAGAGCAGUCAUGCAAGACUGUACCUAUAUAAAUGUGGACAUUGACAGUCAUGAUCACCUCAUUGUUCAUUAUUGACUAUAACGACUAUUGCGUUUGCCUUCCCGGUUAGGGAAGUCCCUGGCUGGCCUUGUGCAAUUUCCUCGAGCACUGGCUGGGCCCCAGGG